Molecule: messenger RNA, 777 nt
Organism: Neoarius graeffei (lesser salmon catfish)
Lineage: Eukaryota; Metazoa; Chordata; Actinopteri; Siluriformes; Ariidae
Exons: 5
Coding region: 145-456 (103 amino acids)
Source: RefSeq, a predicted model, not a curated record
CCCUGCCUGUGAGCACACAGGUCCCCUCUGGUCCUUUAAGUGCUGUUUACCCGAGGAAAGGCAUGGACAGUGUGUCAGAGCCUGGUGCUUUUUAAAUAGAGUAGAAACUUCAGUCUUCCUGGAGAACAUCAGAAACCCUGAACCAUGAGGACCAUGAGGACGGAGUGGAGAAACAUCACAGUGCAUGGCACAGUGCAUGGCAACUUGUCACAGGUCAUCCCUCCUGCCCCCGCAUGGCUUCCCCUUACUUCACACAGAAACGGUUCGGUGGUGGCAUCUCCGGCUCCGAUCACUGAGAGACCCAUACACCACGGGCUCUUACCAGGUAUGAUAGCUGCAGUGAUUUUCAUCAUCUUGCUCCUGGCUCUCUACACUGUCCUCUGGAAAUGCAUGGUGUCUCCACCCAAAAGGGGGAAAAGGAAACGGAUCUUAAAGGGGGCUAGUGCAACAGCAUGACCUCGCCAGUGUCAGGCUUUUCCAGGAGCUGUAUUUUUAUGAGCAGACAUUUUUUGUCAUGAACAGAUGUUCUUGACAUGGCUGUGUAAAAAGGAUGAACUGCACCAUUCUGUGGAACAAAGGUUCUUGGGGGGGGGAACUGUGCUGUGAUCACCACUAGAUAGCAGUACUGUGUAUGUUUUGGUAGCAUUCCCUGGCCUCUAGGAUCUCAUCUCAUCUCAUUAUCUCUCAUCUCAUCUCAUCUCAUUAUCUCUAGCCGCUUUAUCCUUCUACAGGGUCGCAGGCAAGCUGGAGCCUAUCCCAGCUGACUACGGGCGAAAG